AUAUCUGUUGUAUAAGUUUUAUAUCAUGGUUUUAUCCCACAUCAGAAACAAAACUGCCUGUGAUAAAAACAAUGAAGAAAUUUUCAUACUCACUGACAAAACAAGUGAUGAUUUUAAAAUUACUUUGGUGUUACAAGACAAGGCCUAUACUAGCAAGGUCAGCAAGACUUGUGCAUUUGUCAAGACUUGGUCACAAAGACUGGAAGUUUCACCUGAAGUAUACUUGGAACAGUUGCUGACUGCCCUUCAAAAGCAGAAUGGAUGCAGCAGUCAUUUGAUGAAGACAAAAAUUAAUGCCACAGAUGACAAUGAUGUUGGCAGAGAGCACAUCUUUGAGGUGGAGAAAAACUUCAUGAUAUGGAAAAAGUAUUUUCCUGAAAAACAAGUUCAUGGUAAAAGAGGAGUCAUUCCAAUACAAGAAGCAGAAUAUUCUACAGCUGUCUGGCUGGUCUUACAGGAGGCUCUAAAAAAUCACUUGGAAGCACAACUGCAAAAUGAAAUACUGCAGGAGACAAAUAACAGGCUUGAGGAAGAAUUGAAGAAAGCUCUUACCUUAACGGAUGAGAGCGUGCGAGCCAAAGAAGAGUUCAAGUCUCAAAAUUAUGCAAAGUUUUGUGCACUCCUCAACACCAAAAAAGCUAAGAUAAGACAAUUGGAAGAAGCGCUCUCUGCAGCUCGAGGAACUCCUGGUUCUUCAGGUGUCAGCGUGCCAGAGGCGUCAACUUCCGGUGCCGGAAACAGGGCAAAGCUUCAACCCAAUAUCCAGGCCUCCAGUCGCGGCGAAUUGACAGAAGCAGCUGCCUGCAUCACGGGCAUCAGCGAUGACGGCUUUGACAGCGACACUGAUGUUGAUGAACCGCAGUGCGACACUGACGAGGAAAAUGAUGCCAUGAGGAAGAGGUCGGCUGAGAAGAGAAAAAUUGUUCAUCACGCUAGUGACGGAGAUUUAAGCGAUGGAGGGAAUCAUUGCACGCCUGAAGAGAGGCACAAGAAAACUGCAAUGAAUGAUUUCCAAGAUGAUUUGUUCAAUUCUAGCGUAGAAGGAACGUCUCUGGCUCUUCUCAGCAACAUCAAGCCUCGUGUCACCGAUGCACCAAAGGUGAGUAAUGCGCGAAUAACGAGACAAGCGUUCUGCAAGACUUUCUCUGGCACAGCGAUGAGUAAAGGUCUGAGUUCUUGUAUAGCUAGUGCUGAUGAGAACCACGAUGUUGAGGAUAGCCCGGCAAGUGUUGUGGCAAACAUUCUUGCAAAAAAUGUAAUGUUGAGACGAGCACGAGGCAUAGAAAUGCCACGAAGAGAAGAUGAUUAUGACUUGCUUGUGCAAAAAGAUAGCAGACACGCGCUAGCAAACGCCAGUGACAUCCUAGACGAUCGCCUCUCCUGGGCGCUCUGUAUCGGGCAAGAAGGCGGGAGGAAAGCAUCGAGUCCUGAAGAUUUUCAUUCAUCUGGGACAAAUGCGGCUCUUGACGACCACGUCAAAUCUAACGACAAUAUACAAAUUCAUGAUGAAAGGACAAAUGGUGAGGAAAGCUCCAGUGGUCUCAAAAAAUUUCCAGUGCUACCUUCAGAAGGUCUCCAAAGUUCUUCCAAAGAGAGAGCUGUUGACAAGCGAGAGGAGAAAGUUGCCCCAGAAUUUUCAGUGUGUAGCGAGGUUUAUGAAUACGAAUGUGAUACUGAGCUCAGUGCAGAGGAGCCAGCGACCGAUGAGAGCGUCGUCAUUCUAGACGAAAGCCGCGACACGAAAGUAACUCGUAUUGUAUGUCAAUUGAUGCCGUUAAAAGAAAAUUCACACCUGCGUUCGGAUCAGAAAAUUUCUUCUUUUCAGGACUGUCGAAACGCUGGAAAUCAAGCUAAUAAAAUUAGUAAUCAGUCACAUAAUUUCAAUUUAUUUAUGGAUGCUGAAUCAUCCGGGCAGACCAUAAAAAAUUUAGACAACCACACUUCUCAAGCAAGUAACCUCUAUACCUCCAACGAAGAAGCCGUCGAACCUGAAAGAAUCACUGCUUGCAAAAAGUUUAGUGCACGGACAGAACCUCAAUUUGCAUUGGAGGUUGAACAGCUCUGGCAAUCUCCAACUGCAGAGCCCCCUUUUCUGUUGCAGGCUGAACAAGUUCGGCAAUCUCCUGCUGCAAACAAUCAUGUCGGUGUUACUUGUUACGAUGAGGUAGCGAGCAGCUCCAAUAAACGGGAAUGUGAUCAAGCAAGCUGUGCUCGGAAGAAGACCCGCGUCGUUGAAUCAGAUUUAGUUAAGCACAAGUUCCGGAGCGGAUCUGUUAUUGAGGAAAUCUUCAUGUGAAAGCACAUGAAGCAGACUGUGAUAAAACAUUUGAAGUGCAAUUUGUGGGCUUCGCACACAAUAGGUCUUCCAUCCGUCCAGUGCAAAGUGCCUUGCGUUUGACUAUUGGCAUUUGUGUUGGGCAGCUGACUAAAUACUGCUAAAUUUUAAGCUAGAUUUCAUUGCCAUUCGCCACUAAUUUUAUACAUCAUAAAUUUCUACCUCGUCUGAUCUUUUAUGUUUAAUAUCUCAUGAAGAGGUUUUGAGUAAGCAAAUCACUAAGACUUCAAUUAAUAUCGAAUGAGAGAUAGAUUUUUAUAUACUUUAUUCCGACAACGUCUACAUAGUACGUGCUGGUGUUUUACACUUUCGAAAUCUGUUUUCAGACUUGAUAUUACAUGUUCACAUAGCACUUGAUAUUGCCACACCAUCUUCUGUCCCAUCCGUAUUCUAAAAACCAUGCCCCUGGUCAUUCUUCUGUACGCCAAGGCUUCCCCAAAUCGAUAUUGCCUGCUUAUACUUUUUGAUAUUUGUAAAUUAAAUACCGCCGAGUUUAUUCAUCGGAUCCACGAUACCAAGUGCCGCUCAGUUUACUCAUCAUAUCCACGAUACCUAGUGUCACUGAGUUUAUUCAUCAUAUACAUGAUACCUAGUAUCACUGAGUUUAUUCAUCAUAUCCAUGAUACCUAGCGCCGCCGAGUUUAUUCGUCAUAUCCAUGAUACCUAGUGUCACUGAGUUUAUUCAUCAUAUUCAUGAUACCUAGUGUUGCCGAGUUUAUUCGUCAUAUCCAUGAUACCUAGUGUCACUGAGUUUAUUCAUCAUAUUCAUGAUACCUAGUGUUGCCGAGUUUAUUCGUCAUAUCCAUGAUACCUAGUGUCACUGAGUUUAUUCAUCAUAUUCAUGAUACCUAGUGUUACCGAGUUUAUUCGUCAUAUCCAUGAUACCUACUACCGCACAGCUUAUUCAUCGUACCCAUGAUACUAAGUACCGCAGAGUUUAUUCAUAGACUAAACCCUGCCUUCUGUUGUCUGUGCCUGACGUGCAGCGGGCCAGCGCUCGCAGAAGGAAGUGAUGGUAGCGUCGCAAGUUUGACGCGCUGCUGCCCAACAGCUGCACGCCAUAGACGGCAACUUUCGCCGCAAUUUACCUGGAAAUGCACACUGAGGGAAACGAAGGGACUGUCUACAAAUCUAAGUACACUUUUAAUCCAUUUACUGUUUAAUGGAGCACCCUGACCCGCCAGGCAAAAGGGCUGAGCAGUGCUACGUCCGCCAGUUGCUUGUGUCAUGGGUAAAAAAGUGCAUCGUCUUUUAGACAAUGAUUUGUUAUUUAUCUAAGUGCACGUUGCUGCUGUUAUUCGUAAUAUAGUGGCGUCAUCACUCGAGUGAAAUUUGUUCAACGCAUUUUAUAGUUGAUCACUCACUCAAUAAUUUUUGUUUCUUCAAAGAUCAAUCGAUCCCUCCUGAACAAUCAAUUGUGCAAAAAUCAUUGUUCUGUGAUGUCUAUAUAAGUUUUAUUCCAAGUGCAGCGAAAACGUGAUUAUCUUUACAUUUGUUGACCGCUUGGCUGUGCCUAAUAUCAUGUUUCGUUUGCGGUAUAUUUUACUGAUGCAUCCAGGUUGUUGCUUUUCAAUAUUAUCAUACUUUCAUCUUAAAGAAUUUGGUGCUGCUCACAUCCGGUUCCAAUUUUCUGUUGAUCAGAGUUGACAAUUCAAAAGACGUAUUUAAAUUGCUUUCUGUACAGGAAAUAAUUAAAUUAACACCCGCGCAAACUUGGAACAUUGAUUCGGUGAAACUGUUACUGUAUGCUUGCUUCUAACACGAGUGUGGCACUGUGUUUUAGAACUUUUUGUCACAUAAUAUCUAUUUACAAUAAAUGGAGUGCUUGUAAUCCUGCUACAUUUUGUUGGCAUUAACUUUGAAAUUCAUUAACAUUAAAUUUGAUUCCUGUUCA
Messenger RNA from Hyalella azteca, 4229 nucleotides. RefSeq lists its product as uncharacterized. The transcript has 5 exons. The coding region runs from base 26 to 2296 and encodes 756 amino acids. Gene Ontology annotation, biological process: DNA recombination; double-strand break repair via nonhomologous end joining; positive regulation of ligase activity. NCBI's taxonomy places the organism in Eukaryota, Metazoa, Arthropoda, Malacostraca, Amphipoda, Hyalellidae. The record is from RefSeq and is a predicted model, not a curated record. Gene Ontology annotation, cellular component: DNA-dependent protein kinase-DNA ligase 4 complex; DNA ligase IV complex; nucleus. Gene Ontology annotation, molecular function: DNA binding.